Messenger RNA from Schizophyllum commune H4-8, 2044 nucleotides. RefSeq lists its product as uncharacterized. The transcript has 9 exons. The record is from RefSeq and is a predicted model, not a curated record. The coding region runs from base 59 to 1861 and encodes 600 amino acids. Lineage: Eukaryota; Fungi; Basidiomycota; Agaricomycetes; Agaricales; Schizophyllaceae.
AUGGACUUGUCCUGAACACUCACCGCCCAGACUAGGGCUACACCAGCCCACCUCCAACAUGCCCUCCGUUCGCGUUAGGCGGAGCACCUACUUCAAUCUCAAUGACUCUAGUCCUCAACCUGAACCUCGACCUCUCACAACGAUCUUCUCCUCUCAGCCCUCCUCUGCGCCGGGCCGACGUCGUGCACAUACCAUAGAUGGCGCACAGGAUACCUCCCGGAACGCCACUGUAAUCCAGGGUCCGACAGGGGACAGCUCGCAGGAUGAAUUUCGACGCACACUAUUUGAGACGACCAGGAGUAGGGUGCAAUCGCAAUGCGUGAAGCCCCCGCGCCGGCCAAGGCUGUCCUUCCUCGAGGGGUCAGCGUCCACGUCGAGGUCACCCGAGAGGCGGAGGCCGCGAUCUGCAGGGAGCGAGAUGGUCACCGUGGAGGGCGCGAGCGCGGACGUGCGACUCCCCGCGCAGGGCACCGAUCAGAGCCUCAUUGGAAGCGCACUCAGCCUCACGAGCACUCGGCAGUCUGCCGACCCCUUUGGCGAUCAACACCACCAUGACAAUAUUGUCGAACAUCUCGACGUGAUAGACCCCCAAGUCGGCACAGUUGCCAAUCUCACGAACGCCGCGAACGCUAUCAUCGUUCCACCGAUUACCGGCUACCCCAAGUUCCGCAAGCCCAUCGUCACUCUUGACGAUGGACCCAGGGAUCCCGAGACUGCAUCGCACCACGAAGAUGCCCUAGACCGACACGUCGAGGACGUCAUGAGACGCCGAGCCCGCUUCAAGCGCAUCAUGAAGGGCGUCUGGUCCUUCCUGAAGACUCCUAUCGGUGUUCUUACGGCGAUAUACGGCUUUUUGGUUGUGUUCUGGGGCGCCGCUAUCGUCCUGUUCCUCGCCAGGAUCAUCAACCUACACAAUAAUAAUCUCCAGAAUUAUUGGAUCGAACUCUCGUCGCAAGUCACUAACGGCUUGUUCACGGUCACUGGUAUUGGCCUAAUUCCGCAGCGAACCCUCGACACCUAUCGUAUACUAAAGAUAUGGCGCUAUAAGCGAUUGACGAGAAAGCUUCGCAAGAGGGCUGGACUACCGACACUCUUCGACGAAGAUGAUCUACCAGACCCUGAUUACGAUCCAAACUACGUUCAUGUCCUGACGCCGAAACAGCAAGCCGACUUGCAAAGACAACAGCGCAAGUUCGCGCAUUCCCAAACUUGGUAUCGAGCGCACGGAACGGAAACGCAUAGGGCAUUUCCUAUCAACAUGGCCCUCCUCAUCUGUCUCUUCAAUGACGGCAACUCGAUAUUCCAGAUCUUCCUAUGCGGCACUAUGUGGGGGCUCAACCGAUUCGAGCGACCCGCGUGGACGACUGGAUGUCUGAUCCCACUGAGCUUCUUGUGCGGCAUUGCGUCGGCCGUCUUCAUCUGGCGAGGCGGCGAGCGCACGAAGCGAGUGGAGGAGGUCCGUGAACGCCUACGCGCAGCGCUCGGAAAGGACAAUCCUUUCGUACCUUCGGAAAAGGAGCCAUCGGUGGUAGCGCCGAGCUCGCAGUCUGCCAAUGGGGAGGGCGCGACGUCGGAUAUGCCACGAGCGACCAGCCCAGGGGACGCGUCGACGUUGCAUGUCGAUACGCAAAAGGGCGGCACGACAGGGUCGCACGACGGGAAGGCGAGCCCUACGAAUACAGAGGACAACAGUCCUACAGGUACUUGGGGCGCCAGUCCAACGAGUAUUGGGGGCGAUAGUCCCACCUGCACCGAGGGCGACAGUCCGAAGGUUCCUUCGAUAUCUGUCCUAGGCGAGCAGAUCACGGUGUGUCCUGGCGAGAAGGACAUUACGCUUACGCACACGGAGAAGGAGGUUUAAUCUUGUCAAGUUUGUGCUCAUUGUUGUGUGUAUUCAUCUCGCGGACGACAGAUAGUGCUUUAGUGUACGAGUAUCUAAUGCGCAGACUAUCUUUGUGCUCGUUUAAUAGAGCGUCGUCCCAGUGGCUUGACUCGGCAUGGAAAAUUUUACUCCUGUGCUCGAUACGAUGCAGACUGUCGGCUG